CCCCCCGAUGAAGCUCUUCACUUCCGCGGCAAGACUUUGACUCCGGAAAGCCCUCGCCCGCUACAUAUCCCGGAGCCAGCAAAUAUCCCGGUCUUGGAGAAUCAGAUGGACCCUGUCUUUAACGACACCUCGACUUAUGAACGCUCGGUGUGGCCGGAACAGCCGGCUCACGGUGGAUGGAAGAAGGAUGGCCAGGGAGGAUUGGAUGGUGGUCUGCAGCAGCCGGAGAACACUGUGAUGAAUGAUAACUCUGCGGAUAUUUAUCCUUCCCACUCCACGGGCACUGGGCAUGGCCAGGGCGCAAAUGCACACUCUAGCUUCGCUCCCCCGAUCCCACUCACUCCCACGCGACUCCGGUGGUCCCGCGAGAUAGAAAAUGCCGGCAAGGUUGAGCCGCCCUGGGUUGCUACAAAGGAUGAUGCAAGUUCCCAUACAGGUGUCAAUUUCCAAACGCUGCUGGACAAUCUGUCUUCCGUGUCUGCAGGUGGAGCGACUGUCGCCGCUUCCCAUCUAGAAGGCCAGUCGCUUCACCACGCUCCUAAGGAAGUGUCUCAGGACCUCCCUGCCCGCCCUCUUGACCCCUCCCUUAACCCCAAUUAUGCUUCCCAUCCCUAUGAGCAAACCCCUCCAGCUCAUGCCACCUCCGCCUACGCAACCCACCCUAGUAACCAUGCCCAACACUUCACUUCAUCUAUUGCCCCAGGAUUCGCCCCGGGAACCGACGCGGGCGCCGGCUCACUCCCCCUCCCCCUGUUGCCAGCUUCCAGCAUACCCUCGCUUCGGGGACCCCAGGAGGCUCUCAAAAAAUCUCGCAUCGAUAAGCAACCUGUCCGCACCGGCAAGGCCUCUGAUGACGACGCGCCUUGGGGCCCAGAGGUUCAAAAGAAAUAUGAUGAGUUUCUACACGAUGAGAGAGUCUACGUGACGGAAGGCCUUUGGGAUCGAUUCCCGGUGGGAUCUAGACUGUUCGUUGGCAAUCUCCCCACCGAAAGAGUCACCAAGCGAGACAUGUUCCAUCUAUUUCACAAAUACGGUAAAUUGGCACAAAUAUCUAUCAAACAGGCCUACGGUUUUAUACAAUUUCUCGAGGCUGGGGCUUGCCAUGCGGCCUUGCAAGUCGAGCAGGGAGCGCUGCCGCAAAGGUCGACCAGACCUGGUCCGACGGAGGCGCCUCGUGCCCCUCCUUCCCGACGAUCGAGGUCACCAGAAUUCAGUCGUACUGGGCCUGCCCGGGCUACUGCACGUCCUCCUAAUGAUCGCUUUGACCGGCCUUCCGAAUCCAGUCGACCUCCUUUCAGCGAUUUUCGGGAUGAACCCACUCAUCGAAGGCGUGACGACUAUCGGCCUCCACGCUCACCUCGUUCACCUUCCCCUCGACCUUUUCGUUCUGGUCGGGAUGGAUACCGAUCACGGGACAGGACCCCGGAACGAUUCGACCGCCGUAGACGAUCCCGUUCCCCCGCUCGCCACGCUCCCCUCGUUCUCCUUACUCUAGAGAUCGUCGGUAUCGCAGCCCGAGCCCGCGACCUCGCGGGAUCUAUGAAGGGGAAGCUGGCUUACCGGUCCCUCGGCGGGCCCCUCGAGAUGUGCCGGAGGUGCAGGUACUUGUCUUGGAAGAAGUGGACCGACGUGCUUGUGUUAGGCCCUCGAAUCCCAUUGGGAGCGGCGGUGCAUCGCCAAUAUGUCGAAGGUGUACUCGCUGUUGUCCGACUGUCCCGACCCAAUCAGUUCUCUCGCAAAAUUCCCCUGCAGAUUUUCGAUCGAAGUGCGGGGCCUGAUAGCGUCCGCUUCAGUGAUUACCCCGAGGUCGACCCUAACAUCGCCGCCGAAGUUAUGUUCCACCAAGCUCAGGCAAUGCAGCGCGGUUCCAUCCCUACUUCGUAUGGGCUCAAUCCGGCCUUUGGGGUUCCCCCGAUGCAAGCUAUGCCUUUGCCGCAGCCAGGUCUGCCUCAACCGGGCUUACCUACUCUUUCGAACGCUCCCAGUAUUGCAAAUAUGAUCAGCUCCUUGGACGGCCCUAGCCUCCAUACUCUCUUAUCAGCACUUCAGCGCCCAAACCCCCAAUCGCAGCCAGUCUCGGCGACGCAAUCACCCUUCUCGUCACCCAAUCCUCCUCCGCCCGCUGAUCUCGCUAGUCUCUUGACCAAUGCAACUCGGCCUCCCGUGCUAUCAAACCCUCAACCUCUCCCUCACCCACAUUACAAUCUCCACCCCCCAAAUGCACCCGUUGUCUCAGAUCCACACUUGCUUUCACUGCUUGCGAAGGGUCUGAGCGGCCAGCAGCCACAAGGGCAGCCAGUUGGCUCAAAUGUGCAGAAUUUGAUGAACCACCUGGCAAAAUGGAAGCAAUGA
Molecule: messenger RNA, 2352 nt
Organism: Penicillium maclennaniae
Lineage: Eukaryota; Fungi; Ascomycota; Eurotiomycetes; Eurotiales; Aspergillaceae
Product: putative RNA-binding protein (Nab3)
Exons: 7
Molecular function (GO): RNA binding
Source: RefSeq, a predicted model, not a curated record